Molecule: messenger RNA, 156 nt
Organism: Tetrahymena thermophila SB210
Lineage: Eukaryota; Ciliophora; Oligohymenophorea; Hymenostomatida; Tetrahymenidae
Exons: 3
Source: RefSeq, a predicted model, not a curated record
AUGAAAGUUUAAAGAAAAGAUAGGUUAUGUGAGCCAUUUGCUGGUUUGUUUGAAAUGGAAAUUUAUUUUAAAGUGAACUGGAGGUAUAGAGUGAGCUAAAGUAGAGCUCUGCGAAAGCUCUGCUUAGCACACUCCCUCAGUCCACUAUCUGAAUGA